GGGCGCUGUCUUGGGACAAACAGAAAAAUAGGUUCGGAACCCGUUUUUUAUAGACUCAUCUAUUUCGUCACAAAGCCUGUCAAAUCUAAAUUCACAUUGAAAAAAGAACAAAAUUUUGCGGUUAGCGAAGAUUAAGUGGCCGGCCAAAUUGUGUUUUUGUUUUUGAGCUGAGUAAAAAACGAGUUUCUAUCUUUUGAUUUUUGGGUAAACAUAUGGGGGGAAUUCUGCUUAGAUUGUUCUUGAAUUUCAUUAAUAUCGAGGCGAUAAACGAUAGGAGCGAUGCCUAUAAAAGCGAAUUCUUGGCCAACAGCCGCACACAGUUCGAUUUCUCAAUUUGACAAAAACACAAGCAAAAAACAAUAAUAAAUAAGUUCAGAAUGCGUGCCGCAAUCUUAUUCGCCGUGAUUCUGGGUGUUCUGCUAUCCCUGGCUUAUGCCCAGGAGCAGGCUGAGGAGCAGGUGCGCACCAAGCGUCAGUUUGGCUUUGGUGGACCCUUUGGCGGCGGCUUUGGCGGACCCUACGGCGGCGGCUUUGGAGGACCCUAUGGCGGUUUUGGCGGCGGCUAUGGCGGCUAUGGACAUCAUCAUUACCGCGGCGGUUAUGGCGGCUAUGGCGGCUACGGCGGCGGCUUUGGACGUCCUGGCUUUGGUUUCUAUGGCUAAAAUGUGUAAUAAAUAAGACUGAAAGUA
Drosophila virilis is the source of this 689-nucleotide messenger RNA. RefSeq names its product neuropeptide-like protein 31. Lineage: Eukaryota; Metazoa; Arthropoda; Insecta; Diptera; Drosophilidae. The record is from RefSeq and is a predicted model, not a curated record.